Molecule: messenger RNA, 2310 nt
Organism: Oryctolagus cuniculus (rabbit)
Lineage: Eukaryota; Metazoa; Chordata; Mammalia; Lagomorpha; Leporidae
Source: RefSeq, a predicted model, not a curated record
AAAGAGAGAUCCUCGACCUACUGGUUUACUCCACAAAUAACUACAAUAACCAGGGCUAGGCCAGGCUGCAGCCAGGAGCUUCUUCUGGGUCUCCUACAUGGGUGCAGAGGCCCAAGCACUUGAGACAUCAUCCACAGCUUUCCCGGGCACAUUAUCAGGGAGCUAGAUCAGAAAUGGAGCAACUGGGUUACAAACUGGUGCCCACAUGCAAUGCAGGUAUCUCAGGAGGAGGCUUAACCUGCAAUACCACAGUGCCAGCCCCUACUUAACCUUUGUAUCUCAAUUUCCUUCACCGUCAAAUGACAACAAUAAUACAGCAACAUUACAAUAAAGUAACAAAUAUUCUUCCAAUGAAUUCAUGUGGAUAAAGUGCUGAGAACAGUACCUGGCACUUUUAUAUAAGCCCCAGUUAUUGUAAUUACUAUUAUCAUUAUUGUUGCUGUUAUUGUCUUUCAAAACAGUACAAUAUUCGAUCCUACCCAGGAUGAAGACUAUGCUUUAUCCAUUUUGCUGUGACUUCAUUUCCCCUUACUCUGAAGAUUACGUCUUCUUUACCUCCCUAUCUAUAAUAACUAUGACCUUAUUAUUGAGGAAAAAAUUCAUUCAUGCAGUCCUGACUAAUUGGACUAGAAAGAUGAGGACCAAAGGCCGCUUAACCACUGAGUUUCUGAGAAGGAAGGUGACAUCUUAUUUCUAUGCCUCCUUCUUCCCAGGAAAGAUGAAAAAUUUCCUUGCUCUUUGGAAACUCUGACUGUGAAGAGUCAACACACAGAAACACUCUUAGCACUCAAAAACUUUCUAAUACAUCUUCCAACAUUGAAAGCUUCUGUCUGGUUUCCUGUAUGGAAAACCUCAUGUAUAAUGAGAUUUGAGAAUCAAGUAAAUUCAUAGGAGAAUUGGGAAUGCUUGGAUAGCUUCACUAUUUUGUUCAAUUUGAGUUUAUCAUGGAAGGUCAUACAUUUUACGUCCCUCUAGGCUGCUCCCCAUCACUCCUGGCAUGAACAAUCAUUUUUAAUUUUCAAAUUUUAUGGCUAGCACUUGAGCUACACCAGCUAAUCUCUGUCUAAGUAAUAAAGUCCUCUGCGUCCACCUUUAUUGAUUAAUCAUCUGUUAGAGUUUUUAAUAUCCAUUUGUGUUUAAUUUGCUGAUAUUAAAAAUGCCUCAUUCCUGAAAUUGAUGAAUGGUCUUCCAAAGACAGGCCACUGGUUUUGAUUUAUGGGAUACCAAGUUUACUAGUCUGGCUAGAAACUCGUGGAGAUCAUUGUAAUAAAGAAUGCUUUAAGGGACAUGUCUCAGAUGUUCAAAAGCUUCUCUAUUGUCUAGAGGAAAAAUUUUGUUAAUUUUAUUUUAUUCAGACUUCUUUGAGGACCCUCUACCACCUGGUUCCAGCAAGAUUCCCCCCACGGAAACCACCAUUUAUUUCUGCAAAUUACUGUUUCUUUGGGCCAGAAGGACCAUUUCACAGUCUCCCAAACAAACUUUAUGCACUGCUUCCUAAUUUUCAGCAAUGACAAUGCAGUUUAUUAGUCAUCAGUUCCCUGAUUACCAUGACCCUACUAUAGAAGAUGCUUAUAAGACCCAGGUCAGGAUUGACAAUGAACCAGCUUACUUGGACAUCUUGGACACCGCUGGACAGGCAGAAUUCACAGCCAUGAGGGAGCAGUACAUGCGAGGUGGGGAGGGCUUUAUCAUCUGCUACUCCGUCACUGACCGCCAGUCAUUCCAGGAGGCUGCCAAGUUUAAAGAGCUCAUUUUUCAGGUCCGCCACACCUAUGAAAUUCCCUUGGUGCUGGUGGGUAACAAAAUUGACCUGGAACAGUUCCGUCAGGUCUCUACAGAAGAAGGCUUGAAUCUGGCCCGAGAAUAUAACUGUGCUUUUUUUGAGACCUCUGCAGCCCUCAGAUUCUGUAUUGAUGAUGCCUUUCAUGGCUUAGUGAGGGAAAUCCGCAAAAAGGAAUCCACACCAUCCUUGAUGGAGAAGAAACUGAAGAGAAAGGACAGCCUCUGGAAGAAGCUAAAAGGCUCAUUAAAGAAGAAAAAAGAAAACAUGACAUGAGAUCCCUGUUUUUAAAUCUCUCUCUGAAUUUCAUCAGUCAGAAAAUUCCAGGUGUAGCAUUUUGUUUCAAUAUUCUCUGUCUCUGUCUCUCUUUAAAUGUCUGCCUGUAGGUAAAAGCAAGAUCUGCAUAACUGUACCUCUUGAGAUAGUUUUGUUUUGCCUUUAACAGUUGGAUGGAUUUUGUCAAUCAGCCGGAUAUGCUGUUUAGUUUUUACAAUAUAUUGCUAAAUAAAAUUGACAUUCCAAUUGCCUCA